Linderina pennispora is the source of this 592-nucleotide messenger RNA. Its product is annotated as 60S ribosomal protein L37a. Gene Ontology annotation, biological process: translation. NCBI's taxonomy places the organism in Eukaryota, Fungi, Kickxellomycota, Kickxellomycetes, Kickxellales, Kickxellaceae. The record is from RefSeq and is a predicted model, not a curated record. Bases 258 to 584 code for a protein of 108 amino acids. Gene Ontology annotation, cellular component: ribosome. The transcript has 2 exons. Gene Ontology annotation, molecular function: structural constituent of ribosome.
CAUGUACCAAUGAAGAUCCACUGAUCUGAUUGGUGAUCACAAUAGAUCGAUCACUCUAUUAAGAGAGUGCUGUCUUCGAAUCAGCACUCUGGGCUUGGAGGUUUUGGUCUUACACUUCUGUGCCCGCUGCGUGCGGCCGAGAUACCUUCUCUUCACAACCCACCAGUUGAUCAAACAUUUGCAAUGGUACGAUACGACAAUUUGAUGCGCUGUCGCCGGAUUUGCGAGGGAGCGCGGCAGACGUUGGAUACGCAGAAAUGAAUGCAGAGCCAGAGGCGAUGGAUACACUGCGACAACUGCCGGAAUCUGCUAAGCGCACUAAGAAGGUCGGAAUCACCGGAAAGUACGGCACCCGCUACGGUGCUUCUCUGCGUAAGCAGGUCAAGAAGAUGGAAAUCACCCAGCACGCCCGUUAUACUUGCACCUUCUGCGGUAAGGACAGCGUCAAGCGCACUGCUGUCGGUAUCUGGAAGUGCAACGGUUGCCGCAAGGUCACCGCCGGUGGAGCCUGGACUGUCUCGACCACCGCCGCCACGACCGCUCGCUCGGCCAUCCGCCGUCUCCGCGAGAUCCUUGAGCAGUAAACUCACUC